Suncus etruscus (white-toothed pygmy shrew) is the source of this 1349-nucleotide messenger RNA. It is a transcript of the gene BDNF, whose product is annotated as brain derived neurotrophic factor. The record is from RefSeq and is a predicted model, not a curated record. Gene Ontology annotation, biological process: negative regulation of neuron apoptotic process; nerve growth factor signaling pathway; positive regulation of peptidyl-serine phosphorylation. NCBI's taxonomy places the organism in Eukaryota, Metazoa, Chordata, Mammalia, Eulipotyphla, Soricidae. Gene Ontology annotation, molecular function: nerve growth factor receptor binding; growth factor activity.
AUGUGUGGAGUCACCAGUUCUUUCCAUGUGUGCAGAACGUUAAUCUGCAUUAGCGCUCAGAACACUGAGUUGCUACAGAAAGGGUUGCAUGUCUAUACAUGUUCUGGCACACCUCACGCUUCAGUACGGUAUGACUGUGCAUCCCAGAAGGGCUGUGUUGUGUGUGUUUGUGCUUCAGUGGACUCCAACAACCUGAUUCCUGAAAAUGGUCUCAUAAAGUUCCACCAGGUGAGAAGAGUGAUGACCAUCCUUUUCCUUACUAUGGUUAUUUCAUACUUUGGUUGCAUGAAAGCUGCCCCCAUGAAAGAAGCAAACAUCCGAGGACAAGGCAGCUUGGCCUACCCAGGAGUGCGGACCCAUGGGACUCUGGAGAGCGUGAAUGGGCCCAAGGCAGGUUCACGAGGCCUGACAUCAUUGGCUGACACUUUUGAACACGUGAUCGAAGAGCUGUUGGAUGAGGACCAGAAAGCUCGGCCCCAUGAAGAAAACAAUAAGGACGCGGACUUGUACACUUCCCGAGUGAUGCUCAGUAGUCAAGUGCCUUUGGAGCCUCCUCUUCUCUUUCUGCUGGAGGAAUACAAAAAUUACCUGGAUGCUGCGAACAUGUCGAUGAGGGUCCGGCGCCACUCUGACCCUGCCCGCCGUGGGGAGCUGAGCGUGUGUGACAGCAUCAGCGAGUGGGUGACAGCAGCAGAUAAAAAGACUGCAGUGGACAUGUCAGGCGGGACAGUCACUGUCCUUGAAAAAGUUCCUGUAUCAAAAGGCCAACUGAAGCAGUACUUCUAUGAAACCAAAUGCAAUCCCAUGGGUUACACAAAGGAGGGCUGCAGGGGCAUAGACAAGAGGCAUUGGAAUUCCCAGUGCCGAACUACCCAGUCGUAUGUGCGGGCCCUUACCAUGGAUAGCAAAAAGAGAAUUGGCUGGCGAUUCAUAAGGAUAGACACUUCCUGUGUAUGUACAUUGACCAUUAAAAGGGGAAGAUAGUGGAUUUAUGUUGUAUAGAUUAUAUUGAGACAAAAAUUAUCUAUUUGUAUAUAUACAUAACAGGGUAAAUUAUUCAGUUAAGAAAAGAUAAUUUUAUGAACUGCAUGUAUAAAUGAAGUUUAUACAGUACAGUGGUUCUACAAUCUAUUUAUUGGACAUAUCCAUGACCAGAAGGGAAACAGUCAUUUUGCGCACAACUUAAAAAAAAAAACAACAAAAAGUCUGCAUUACAUUCCUCAAUAAUGUUGUGGUUUGUUGCCGUUGCCAAGAAUUGAAAACGUAAAAAGUUUAAAAAUAAUAAUAAAUUGCAUGCUGCUUUAAUUGUGAAUUGAUAAUAAACUGUCCUCUUUCAGAAAACAGAUAAA